Messenger RNA from Heteronotia binoei (common prickly gecko), 7506 nucleotides. RefSeq names its product golgin subfamily B member 1-like. The transcript has 9 exons. The record is from RefSeq and is a predicted model, not a curated record. Gene Ontology annotation, biological process: G protein-coupled receptor signaling pathway. Gene Ontology annotation, cellular component: Golgi apparatus; cis-Golgi network; membrane. Bases 1 to 7506 code for a protein of 2501 amino acids. Lineage: Eukaryota; Metazoa; Chordata; Lepidosauria; Squamata; Gekkonidae.
AUGGCCGUUCGGGGCCUGGCGGUAAGAUGCUCUUUGCGACUGAUCCAAGAAGGUCGGAUCGACCUGGGCAGAGGAGGAGGUGCUCUGAAGGCAGACUGGGACUCUCCGGACGGGAUUGGAAGCGUCGAAGCGGAAAGCCGGGAUUCACCCACUGUGCCUGCCGUCCUGACUGAGCCCGACCCAGGAGAGAGUGUCGAGGAACCCCCUGCUGGGGAGAAUGGCCACCACGACCUUUUGCAGUACCUCUCCGCCAAGAAGCGCAAAGAUCUCUCUCUCCUGCUCCUGGAGCUGCAGGAGGCUCAGGAAGAAAUCGCCUUUCUGAAAGGGCAGCUGCAGGACUCCGGCGGUCCUGCCCUCGAGGGAGACGCUCAGCUGGCAAGGAAAUCUCAGGGCAGUGGUGCUGAGGAAGGGGGACAAGGAGAAGAGGCAAGGCUCAUCCAGAGCCAUUCAAGUAGCAGUUCGUUAACGACCGUGGAAAUUCCAGAGGAGACACCUCCCGUGCUGGAGCUGGAGAGCCUCCCGGCAGAGGGUAGCCAAGCACUUCCGGAGACUCCCUUGGCCACUGCGUCACAGCCCCAGGAGCCGCUCGGAAACGCAGAACCCCCCAGCAGCUGGCCAGAAGCAGAGGAAUGCUGCAAGGAGGACUUGGAGAAGAAGGCCGCUGAAAUCGAGAGGCUGCAGCGGCUGCUGGAGGACUCCGGCGUCGCCUUGAGCACUCUGACCGCCGAAAGAGACCAGCUGCUGUCGCAGGUGAAGGAGCUCUGCUCCCCGGCCGAGCUGAAGGAGCAGGUGAGGCAGCUGGAGGGCGACUUGGCCGACGCGGAGAAGCAGCGCCUCUCCGAACACGAGAGCGGGCUCUCCCAGCUCAGCCUGCUGAAGGAGCAGAUCCAGAGCCUGAAGAACGAGGCGGGAUCCAAGGAGGUGAAGAUGGAGGGCCUGCAGAAGGACCUGGAUGAAGCGCAGCGCCGUCUCGCGGAGCAGGACCCGCUCAUCGCCAGCCUGGAAAGCCGGCUGCGGAAGGAAGAGCAGGACAGGCGUGCCUUGGCAGACCGCUUGCGGGAAGCCUCUACCGAGGCUGAAGUCCUCGCCCAAAGCAACCUGUUGAAGGACACGGAGGCCGACAGGCUGCAGAAGCUCCUCUUGGAGAGGGCCUCCCAGGUGGAGCGGCUUCGGGCGGCGGUGGCGGAGCGGGAGCAGCAGCUGGCGGAAGUCACCACCAGCAUGUCCAACCGGAUGGUGCAGCUGAACGAGGAGAAGUUCACGCUGGGGAAGGAGCUGAUGGUCCUUCAGCAGCAGCUCGAUCGGUUCCUGCGAGGGAAAGAGACGAGGGACCUGGGCGUGGGCCCUUGUGAGGAACCCGGACAGCAGGCUGAGGCGGGGAGCUCAGCCGGAGAGGAGCUGGAGGCCCUCAGGAAGGAAAACGAGCACGUGAGGAAGAAACUGCAGGCUGCCCUCGUCAGCAGGAAGGAGCUUCUGAACAAGAUCCGCAUGAUGGAGAAGCCGCCGGACAGCGGGGAAGGGCAGCCAGAGGAGCCCAAAGACCUGGAGAUGAAAGAGAGUGCAGCCGGAAGAGGAGGAGAAGAACCCUGUGAGACCAGUGGAGAUGCAGGAGCGGAGGUGUCUCCCAAAAGCGAAGGCCAGCAGGUUGCCUCCCCGGGCCGGUCGCUCUCUGCCAAGGAAGCUGAGGUGCAAAUCACAUGCAGGGAAAAGGAACCUGCCGUGGCUGAGUUGCAAGCGCUGAUUGCAGAACUGCAGCGAAGCCUGCGAGAAAAGGACGUCCUCGUAGGGACCCUGGAAGCUGAACUGGAGGGCCACACAAAGCAGCAGGCCCUAGAAAGUCGCCCCACUGACUCCGACCCAGAGGAGCAGCGGAGGUCUGCCCUGGAGGAGAAGGUCUGUGCUCUGGAGCAGGAGAAGGAGCAGCUCCAGAAGAAGCUCCAGGAGACGGUGGCCUCCCGCAAGGGAACCAUGAAGAAAGCCCAGGAGAAGGACCGUCACCACCGAGAGCAGCUGAAGCAGCAGAAGGAUGACUACAGCCUCCUCCAGGAGCGGUAUGAGGAGCAGAGCAGGGAGAAGGAGAGGAUCCACAAUCAGCUCCGGCUGCUGCAGGCCCAGGUGGAGAUGCUGGAGAAGCCCUCUGUUUCUGAGCCUCGCACAGAAGCUCUCCCAGAAGGAGCUCCGCAGGUGGAGGAACCUGACUGGGAGCUACCUGCAGGCUCCGAAAUGGGAAGCUUCAGCCCGUUGGCUGAAGGCGUUGCUGUUGAACAGCUCAAAGCGGAGCUAGAGAAACUCCGAACUGAGAAAGGGGAGUUGGAAGUUCAGCUCCACCACCUGGAGGGAGAGCUCCAAAGCAAGUCGGAGGCAGUUCUGCAGCUCCAGGAGCAGAUGGGACAACUGCUGGCUGAGGCAGAGGCGGCAAAGGCAGCUUCUGAGCAGGCCAAAGCAAGCGCGACAAGCCUUCGGGCAGAGCUGGAGGAGAGCCGAGCUGAAAUGGCCAGGAGGGAGAGCCUGAGGCUGCAUCAGAUGAGUCUAGAAGAGCAAAAGGAACUGGCGAGCAAAGAAGAAAUGGAAGCUCUGAACCGCCAGCUGGCAGAGAAAGCAGAGUCCCUGCAGAACCUUCAGGCCCAGCUGCAGGCACGAGAGGAGGCGAUGCAAGCCCUCCAAGGGCAGCUGGAGCUCCAGGCCAAAGAACAGACCCAGCAGCCUCAAGCUGAGCUGGCGGAAACGCAGCAGAAAGCGGCAGCGGAGGACUCUUCGAGGGCCCAGCUGCAGAGAAAGCUGCAGGCCGCGCUCAUCUCCAGGAAGGAGGUGCUGCGAGAGAGCAGGCUGCUGCAGGAGGAGCUGGCUGGCACCAAAACCGCUCUGGAGGGCGCCUCCCACCGCUUGUCGGCGGCGGAGAGCCAGGCCUCUGCCCUGGAGAAGGAGAAGGGGGCCCUUCUGGAGAAGUUGGAGGUCAUGGCCAAGGAACGGGGGAAGCUGAUCGCCGAAGUGGACAAAGCCCUCGCGGAAAACCAGAACCUCUCCAGCUCCUGCGAGAGCCUGAAGCUGGCCCUGGAGGGGGUGACGCAGGAGAAAGCCCUGCUGGAGCAGGACCUCGACGCCCUGCGGAAGUCUCAGGCCGAAGAGCUCUCCGAGUGGCAGCGGAAGCUCGGGGAGCUGCAGAGGGAGUACGAGACCCUCCUGCAGUCCUACGAGAACGUCAGCGACGAAGCCGAGCGGGUCCAGAGGGUGGUGGAAGGCGUCCGGCAGGAGAAGCAGGAGCUGUUCAUGAAGCUGAAGGGGGCGGAGGCGGAGAAGAGGGAGGCAGAAGCGCGGCUGCAGGGGGCUGAGCAGGAGAUGGAGGGGAUGAGGGAGAAGAUGCGCAAGUUCGCCAAAUCGAAGCAGCAGAAGAUCCUGGAGCUGGAAGAGGAGAACGAGCGCCUGAGGGCGGAGGCUCUUCCCACGGAAAGGGGCCCGAGCCGGGAGGAAGAGUCCAGUGCCGUUCUCCAAGAAGAGCUAGAAAAGUCCAAGGACGACUGCCGGACCUUAUCCAGCCGACUGGAAGCUCUCGGUGCUGAGAAGGACUCGCUCCGUCAAGAGAUCUGGAGCCUGAAGGAGCAGCUGCAGGGCCAGGAGACGGGGAAGAGUGACACGCAAGACGAGGCCACGGUGGAGGAAAAGGCAGCCGGUUCCACGUUGGGGGCAGCCACGGCGGCAGCCGAAGACCAAGCGGACUCAGCCAGAGCUUCUGAAGCUUUUAAUGCCGAGGGGGAAGAGCGCAAGGCCGACCCUUCGUGCGACGAAAUAAAUGGCUACAUCCAGCAAGUGGGGCAGCUCACCGAACGGGUGGCCCAGCUGGAGGAGAUGAGGGAAGCGGAAGCUGAGAAACUGGGCAGGGUUUUGGCGGACGUGGAGGCCCUGGCGGGAGAGAGGAAAGGCCUGGAGGAGCAGCUGGCGGCGAAAGCCCAGGAGCUGGCAGCUCUGCGGGAAAAGGCUCUCCGGGUCGAGCAGGUGGAAGAGCAGCUUGCUGGAAUGGCGGGGCUGAAAGAAGCCCUGGAAGCCGAGAAGGACGACCUAGAGGAAAGGCUCAUGAACCAGCUGGCGGAGCUGAACGGGAGCAUCGGCGACUACCAGCAAGACGCCGCGGACCUGCAGAGCCAGAACCGGCGGCUCCUCGCAGAGGCGGAGGUUCUCCGGCACUCGCUGAGCCGGCUGGAGGAGGAGAAGAGGCACCUGGUGCGGGAGAAGGCAGCCGCGGAGGCGGAGAGGAAGGAGCACGUGGAGAAGCUGCGGAGCGCCCGGAAGGGGGACGGCGAGCGCAAGACGCAGGCGAAGGAGCUGCAGGAGCUGCUGAAGGAGAAGCAGCAGGAGGUGCGGCAGCUGCAGAAGGACUGCAUCAAGAGCCAGGAGAAGGUCAGCAGCUUGGAGAGGACCGUAAAGGCCCUGGAGUUUGUCCAGAGCGAGUCCCAGAAAGAGCUGGAGGCCGCCAAGAGGAGCCUGGCCAAGGCGGGAGGCGACACCGCGAAGGCCCGGGCCGAGCUGAGCACCUGCCGGGUCCUGCUGGACGACACCCAGAGCGAGGCUGCCCGAGUCUUGGCCGAGAGCCUGAAGGCCAAAGAGGAGCUUCAGGCCAGCCAGGAGCAGGUCAGAGCCCAGCUGAGGCGCCAGGAAGAGGAGCUGGAGCGGCGGCUGGAGGAGGAGAAGGGCAAGCACGCCAAGGAGCUCAGGAACCUGGAAGAGACGCUGGAGGCCCGCCGGCAGGAGCAGGCCCUCUCGGAGGGGGCUUUGCGGGGCCUUCAGGAGGCCCUGUCCCAGAAGGACCGGGACGCCCAGCAGCUGCAAAGCAGCCUGAACCGAGCCCUGGCCCAGCUGGCCGCCUUCAGCCGCAGCAUGUCCUCCCUGCAGGAUGACCGGGACCGGGUCAUCGACAAGUCCCGCGAGUGGGAGAGGAAGUUCAGCCAGGCCAUCGAGAAGAAGGAGCAGGAGGUGCGGGCCAGGGAGGAAGACUGCGCUGCUCUGGAGGGUCAGCUGAAGCAGGCAGCUGCCCAAGUGGAGGAACUGCAGAGUCAGAUUGUCAGCCUGAAACGCAGCAAGUCGGCCGGGGAGUCCCGCUCUCGGAAGGAGAUUCAGCAGCUGCAGAAAGAGACGGAGCGACUGGGGAAGGAGAACGAGACGUUCGCGCUUCAGCUCGAGGAAGCCCGGCGGUCGCUCGGCGACGCCCAGAGUCAGCUCCAGAAGCAGAAGUCGGAACUCCAGGGCCUGAGAGAGCAGCUGGCUGAACUGGAGGGCUCCUUCGCAGAGUGCAAGGAAGCACGGGAAGAAGCCGAGGCGGCGGCGAAACGUCAAGAGGCCGCCCUCCGGGAACGCCGAUUCCGCCAGGAGCAGCUGGAGACGGACUUGCGCUCCUCCAAGGAGCUGACGGACAAACUCCACGAAGAGAUCAGCGGCAAGGAGCAGAGGAUCGUCAGCCUUCUGGCUGCCCGGGAGGAAGCCGUCGCUGCGGCCCUGUCGGAGUCCCAGCGGCGGCACGAGGAGGAGCUGAAGGCGAUGGAGAGCAGGAUGGCCGAGGCGGUGGAGGAGCGCGCGGCCUCGGAGGACGAGAGGAGGAAAGCCCUGGAGAAGGCGGACCGCCUCCUGGAGAAGCUGAAGAGCGCCCGGGAGGAGAGCAAGAAGCACAAGGCCCAGCUGGACUCCUUCACCAAGUCCAUGUCUUCCUUGCAGGACGACCGGGACCGGGUCCUGGGAGACUACCAGCGGCUGGAGCAGGGCCACCUAUCCGGCAUGCUGGAGAAAGACCGCCUGAUCCAGGAGGCGGCGGCCGAGAGCAACCGGCUGAAGGAGGAGAUCCGGGGCCUCCACGGCCGGAUGGACGACCUCCACGCUGAGAACGCCAAGCUGGACGCGGAGCUGAUCCGCUACCGGGAGGACCUCAACCGGGUCAUCGCCAUCAAAGACGGCCAGCAGAAGCAGCUCUCGCGGGCCCAGCAGGAGCGCAUCCAGGCCUUGGAGGAGGAGAAGGCGGGCGCGGAAGCCCUGCGGAAGGAAGCGGAGCAGUCCGCGGAGGCCCUGGGGCGGGAGAAGCGCCGCCUGGAGCAGGAGGCGAAGGGCCUGCGGGCCUCUCUAUCCCAGCUGCAGGGGGAGGUGGCGGCGCUGCAGGAAGGCGGGCCCCUGCUGGAGCUGCAGGCGCGGCUGCAGGCCCAAACCGAGGAGGCGCAGGAGCUGAGCGGCCGGCUCUCCCUCGCGCAGCAGCGGGCGGCCGAGCUGGAGGAGGAGCUGAGCCAGGCGCGCCAGGCCGCGGCCCGGCAGCUGCGGGAGGCGGAGGCCGCGACGGUGAAGGAGCUGCGGAGCCUGCGCCACGACGCCGGGCUCAUGCGCAACGAGGCCGAGACGGCCGAGGAGCGGGUGGCCGAGCUGGCCAGGGACCUGCUGGAGACGGAGCAGAGCCUCCUGGCGGCCGCCGAGGAGAACCAGGACUUGAAGGCCCAGCUCCAGUCCUUCGGGAAGGCCAUGAGCUCCCUCCAGGACAGCUGGGACCAGGCCAACGACGAGCUGCGCGCUGCGGAAAAGAAGCACGCCGCGGCCUUGGAGGAGCAGCAGUCGCUGGUCCGGAGCCUACGGGAGGAGAAGGCCGAGCUGCUGGAGGAGCAGAGGACUCUGGGCCGGGAGAGGGCCGCCCUGGCCUCCGAGCUGGCCGCCCUGCGGGCCUCCGUUGAGGAAAAAGGCCUCCAGGCCCAGCAGCUCCCGGCCAAAGAGGCCGAGCUCCUCCGCCUGACCUCGGAGCUGGAGAGGGCCUCCGGCCAGGUGAAGUCCUUCUCCCAGGCCAUGGCCAGCCUGCAGGAUGAGCGAGACCGCCUGCUGAGGGAGCUGGACAGGAGCCGCAGGGAACACGAAGUCAAGCUGCAGUCGCCUCCGGCCGCUUCCGUCAGCCUCGCCGAAGCCCAGAGCCUCCGGAAGGCCCUGUCCGCUCUGCAGAACGACCGGGAGCAGCUGGUGAGUGUCAAGUUGGUGGUGCUGGUGGUUGGAUUUUUAUUAUUUAUUAAAUUUAUGAAUCGCCUCAUCCCAACCGAUGCCAGGCUCGAGCUGGCAGAGCUGAAGACCCUGCAGCAGCAGGCGGGGCCAGACACGGCCGAGGGGACGCGCCUGAAGGCCCAGCGGCAGGACCAGGAGCAGCUGAGGCGGGAGCUCAGGGAGGAGAAGGCAACGUGGGAGCCGGGGACCAAAGAGCAGCCGCUGGGCCGCAUGCAGACGGGCCGUGAGGGAGACGAGGACCAGCCUGCCCCCGCUGGAGGAGGAGCAGCACCAAAGACAGAAAAGGGAGAUGCCCACGAUUUGGCUAAGUGGGCCGCCCUCCUGCCAGGCUUCCACCGUGUAGUUGCUCCCAUGGGGAAGCCUCGCUCUGCACACUCCCGUCUGGACUGCGAGGGCGAGCUGCACCCAAGUUCCUGUUUCGGCAUCACCCAGCUUCCUUCCUCUCCUGUAAGCCAGUCUCCCCCGGAGCUUUGCAGCAAAACCACCCCCGUCACGUGA